AUGCUUUAUCACACUCUAUUCAUCCUCCAUUUCUUUCUCUUCAUCACUUUCAUUCUCCCUUCACUCUCUCUUCUUCACAAAACGUCACACUCUUUGGUGAUGCUUCUUUCACAGACACCUCCAUUAGUCUCACCAAACAAAAACUCACCUGUCUUUCUUCUUCAACUUCUGGAACGGGAAGAGCCUUCUACCUCUACCCUGUUCGUUUUCUUGAUCCCUUAA
Molecule: messenger RNA, 222 nt
Organism: Lathyrus sativus (Indian pea)
Lineage: Eukaryota; Viridiplantae; Streptophyta; Magnoliopsida; Fabales; Fabaceae
Source: the annotation of a GenBank genome assembly